Propithecus coquereli (Coquerel's sifaka) is the source of this 1191-nucleotide messenger RNA. RefSeq names its product anaphase promoting complex subunit 16 (gene ANAPC16). Gene Ontology annotation, cellular component: cytosol; kinetochore; anaphase-promoting complex. Bases 163 to 495 code for a protein of 110 amino acids. The record is from RefSeq and is a predicted model, not a curated record. Gene Ontology annotation, biological process: protein ubiquitination. Lineage: Eukaryota; Metazoa; Chordata; Mammalia; Primates; Indriidae. The transcript has 4 exons.
ACGAGCGCGCGCACGCCGCCGCUGUCGCGGGCCCCCUCUCGCGGGCGCGAGCACGCCACCGUCCUCGUCGUUGUAGCGGCCGCUCCGGCUGGCCUUGGGGGCGGGGCUGUAAGGGAAAGUGCCAAAGCCGCUGAGUGAAGUAAGAAUUCUACUAGCGAGGAAAUGGCUGCCUCUUCAUCAUCCUCCUCAGCUGGUGGGGUCAGUGGAAGUUCUGUCACUGGAUCUGGUUUCAGUGUCUCAGACCUUGCCCCACCACGGAAAGCCCUUUUUACCUACCCCAAAGGAGCUGGAGAGAUGUUAGAAGAUGGCUCUGAGAGAUUCCUCUGCGAAUCUGUUUUCAGCUAUCAAGUGGCAUCCACGCUUAAACAGGUGAAACAUGAUCAGCAAGUCGCUCGGAUGGAAAAACUAGCUGGUUUGGUAGAAGAGCUGGAGGCCGACGAGUGGCGGUUUAAGCCCAUUGAGCAGCUGCUGGGGUUCACACCCUCUUCAGGUUGAUGCUGCCUGGAUGGUCACCUCUGGUGGGAAGCGCAGAGCCAGCGAGGGACUUUCUCACAGAUUACAUAGCCAUCCAGAGAUUCACAGCUACAUCACUGAAUUGUUAAUUCACAUUUGUACUUGGUGUCUCUGUAUCUAUCCACAAGCAACAAAUACUUAAACAUGUUAUCUUGCAGGGAAAAUUUGUGUUUAUUUGUUUUAAAAAGUAUUGGGAAUCAGAUUAAGACAAUCAUUUUCAGGGAACCAGGAAGUUUAGGUUUAAGAGAUAUUUAUAAAAUUUUCACGAGCCAGGUAGGGCACAUGCCAGAAUUGGCCAACUGCAUGGCGUCUGUCCUGUCAUCCAUACAGUGCCUGGAAAUCUUCACCAGUCAAGUCCAAGGUCAGGAUCUAUGGUUAUAAAAUACAUUUCUGAUCUAAAACAGUUCUUUCUGCAGAUGAAUGUGAUUUCAACUCAGGACCUGUCCAAAUGAAUUUUCAAAUGUUUGGGUUUUUUCUAUUUUUAGACAUCUAAUUCAAUAGAUUUUAAUUUUUUCUAACCUCUUCUAAAUAUGCCAAAUGCUGGCAAAAAGAAUUGCUUUUUGAAUAUUGCAGCAUUUGUAAAAAUAGCAAAAUACUUUUAAACACAGAGAUCUUGAGUUCAUCUCAUUGGUGGACUCAAGCAAUUCUAUAGCAAAUAAAUCCUCUGAAAGAGCUCCA